Molecule: messenger RNA, 4476 nt
Organism: Ostrea edulis (European flat oyster)
Lineage: Eukaryota; Metazoa; Mollusca; Bivalvia; Ostreida; Ostreidae
Exons: 5
Coding region: 161-2617 (818 amino acids)
Source: RefSeq, a predicted model, not a curated record
CUAUUAUCAGUCUCCAUACAUUCUUCGCCUGUUGAGUAUUAUGCAUGUUGUUUACUUCCUUUUCACAUGGAGACAUUUCAUACUCACGAUUCUGCAUUCGUGGAAAGGUUGGACAAAGGAAUUGUAUAAAUUGAACUGGAGGUAUUGUGAGUAAUGUAGAAUGGAUUUUCCAAAGAUCCUUCACUUUGAUUCUCCAGACGUGGUCCGUGCCCUGCAGUCCAUACAAGAUAUAUAUCCAAAACCAUCCGAUCUCUCCUUUACAUUUCAAUUUCUCGAGGCUUUAGAUAUCGACGAAUUCAAAAGAAAACUGUUAUCAAUGCAGACGCAAGUUAUAUUAGUUGAGCCAGAUUCCCUCUGUGACGAUCAGCGUAGCGAUUGCCGAUUGUGUGUAUACCGAGUUCAAACUGGUGCUUCCAAAGGCAGGACACUGAAAGGGGAGAUUAUUUCCUAUGAGAAAUUUAUCAAUUGCACUCAUUUGCCGAGAGUAAUUUGGGUAUCCAGUGAUUCAGCGAGUGUGAUUGAUUCCAAGCUGUCCGUCUACAAAGAAAACAAAAACCUCUUCGAAAAUAACAACAUAAGGAUCCACCAUGAAUUAGAUCCGGACGAAGUAUUUGGACUUUACGGUGCAAAAUACACCAUAGAUACCUAUACGAAACAACUUGAAGCAUUCAUGAAAAGUAUCCCUAUGCCUGAAAUUCGGGGUAUGGUGGAGGAAGCUGCAGAUAUUGUAUUCUCAGAAGCUGAGAUAGAAAGAAGAUGUCAGAAUAUUGAAAUCAUUAGUCAGGGAAACAACAUAGGAUCGGUGCGAGACGGAAGUUACCCUUGUCGUGCACCGUGGACAAUUCGGCGAAUAAAAAAGCAAUUGAUGUCGGACACUGCAGACGUUGUUACUCAGGACUUCAGGGAUGAAGUAACAAGCAGAAUAGUGGCACACAUACAAAAGACACUUGACGUUGAAAUAUCGAGUGAGAUGGCUAAAUAUAACAUGUUGAAAAAUGUAAAAUUUGUCGCGAGGACAGCUGGAAUUAUAGCGGUAGGUGCAGCUGUACAAUUCGUAGUUGCGCAGUUUCUUAACCCCAUCCUGGGUGCCAUUGUAAGUGUCGUCAUGGUAGUUGGUUUCGCUGGUAGCACUGUAAUGACAGCGGUACUAUCCAUUGAUGUCAAUUCAAGAGAAUGGAGAAAUACUGUAGCAGAGGAAAUAUGUAAAGCUUUAGUUCCAAGGAAGGCGGAGAUAGUCGCGAAUGUUGUCAAAGAAAUGGAAAAAAUUUGCAAGAAUACUAUAAAAGAAUUGAGUACAAUUUGUGAAAAAUUAACUGGUGCAAGCAGUAGACUUCCACUUGUUGAGCAGAAAAACUUAAUCGAAGAGUGGAUGUUGCGAGAUUUUCGGAUCCAAAAUAUUGGGAGCUGUUCAUCUAUUCUUCAUUUCAUAACAGGAAGAAAGAAUGGUAGAGCUAUGAUGAAAGUGUUCUUACAGAACAAUGAUGAAGAAUCAGUAAGUUUUUGUGAGAAGAAUGCCGUCAAUGUACCAUGGGAUGCCGGUUAUGAAUUUGUGGACGUGAGCUUGAAGUCAGAUUCCGAAAAAGUUAUUGCCAUUAGGGAAGAAGAACGGAAAGCAAGUCCAUUAAGCAGCAUUUUACGGAAAAAGAUACACAAAACUAUCAAAGAGAAUAGAGAUCUAAUUUUCGCCAAAUAUUCCAAUGUUUCUGCGAUCAGUGCGAGUCCUGUGAAAUAUCAUGGCGACUGCGUCAUCCAUGAGCCAUGUAUAGCUUUAUAUUGCUUUGAUGUUAACUUGAUUCCCUUCGGAGAGGAAGAUCUCCCGGAAUCUAUCGGGGAUGUUCCAUGCGACAUUCGUGAGGACUUCAUUCAAUUUGGAAGGUGUGAAAAUUGUCACACUUUGAACCAUGGAUGCAGUGUGGGAAAGUAUAACGAAGUGUCUUCGGGAUCUUUAGGAUUUUUUGUCAGAAGAAAGGGAACGCCCCCUUGUAACGGAUUCCUAACUGCCGCCCACGUCGCCUUAACGGACGAUGUUAUUGCAUCAUUGAACGAAACAAAACUUUCCGAUUGUUGUUUCCAGAGGGGAAAUUAUAGAAUUGUACAUCCCUCUUUCCAAGACAGUACCUCCAACAACGUCAUUGGAAAAGUUGAAGAUUCAUUUUUCGGAAAUCACAGAUCCAUUGGAAUAGAUGCAGCUUUCGUACGAACAGAUGAAAUGCAACCUAAAGAAGAAAUGUACGAAACUUCGUCUUCUUUUGAUGUUGAUUCUGAUGAGGAAUAUGAGGUGGUCAAAAACGGAAGAACAACUGGAGAUACAACAGGGGAUUUGAAAUGCUGUUUCUUUUCCAUUCGUAAACCUUUCCCAGAGCGUGGCGGAAUCUAUCUUAAGUUGGAUAAUUGCUACACAAUUUACAAUAGAGACUCGCAACCUUUCUUUUUACCCGGCGAUUCCGGUGCCGCGGUGUUCGUUGUCGAUAAAAAAGAUAGCUCACGACAACCCCUGGCUCUUGCGUUUGGUAAAAUGACAAGUUAUGGAAUAACGUUUGCAAGUCCCAUACAAAAUAUUUUGGAGGUUUUAAACCUGUCCAUCAUACAACCAGCUCAACCUAUGGAUAUGCCAUGAAAUCUUGUGUAAGCUUAUUACUAUCCACGAACACUACAUAAAACACUCCUUGGUUUUAUUUGCUCCUCGUAUAAUUCAAGUGAAUGAUGUUGCAGACUAAAAAUAACAAUUAAUAUAUUGUAUACCGAGAAUUGUUAAGUUUUUCAUGUUAUUAUUCUUGGACUCAGAGAAUCGAGUCGAGACAAAGUACCUUAGUUUAGGACAUACAUGUACGCGAUAUUUCUCAAUAACUUGUUCGUGAAAUUUCAAAUACCAUUCAUUUGCUACAUAAAUAUGUCGACCGGUCAAAACGUACUCCAUCUUACCUGUCAAAUCAUUUUACAGUAAAACACGGUUACAGCGUAAACGCUUGUAAUAACUCCAUGCUUACAGUGAAGUAUUUUUUCACUCCUACACAUUAUAAACUUGCUCGAUAUAACGAAUUACGUUUAUAACGAAUCAAAAUUGUUCGUACCCAGCACUUCGUUUCAAGCUAGUUUUACUGCAUAUCUAAACUUGUAUGGCUUUCCAUAGUGCAUGUACACAAUGCUGUUAUCUGCAUAAUGUGUAGAAAUCAUGUGUCAAUAUUUAAUUAUUGUGAUAUUUUGUACAAUUUUUAUUUAUCAUUACACUGUGAUAUUGCCAUCUGAAUAAAAUGAAAAAAGUAGUAACUUUUAAAUUCUUUAAGGCCAGAUGAUAUAAACAAAUUUUUCUACCUUUAGCACUGAAGAGUUCCCAUGGUAAAAAAAUACUUUGGUUGGUUUUGGUUUUCUCAUUUAUAGUUGUUUGGAACUCUUCUGUGUUUUAAGAGCAGGAAAGGGGGUCAGUAAACAAUGUAAACAAUUGUGAUGCCAGAAUCAUUCAGGAAAAAAUCAGGAAAAAUUAUUAGUAAAAAACGUCAUCAAAGGUUACAGAAUGCUAAGAAAGGUUAUGCAUUAUCCCUUGGACGUAAGAUAGUGAAUGUUGAUGCCAAUAACAACGUGGUGAUCGAGGAGAAGUUGGAUGAAUCAAGAAAAAAUUGUUCGUCUGGUGAUAAUUCACAAGAAUGCCUAGGAAAUGAAGAAACGUAUCCAUCUGAUGCAUCAGAGAGUGAGGAAUCGGUAGAAGAGCAUGAGAAGAUGAUUUGUUGGAGACGAGUUGUGGAACUUGGAAUUCUAGUGGAGAAUUUGGAAAAAGGUUGUGCUGCGUGUGGUAGACCACAAGAUUUAACAACGCAUAAGACAUUGUGAGGACGAAAAACGGUAUGGACUUGGAUCAUUGCUAUAUAUAAGAUGUCAGCAGGAAGCAUGCAGUUAUCUUUCUCCUGUUUCUACUGGGAAACGUGACAUAAUGCAGAAAUUAAUGUAAAAUGGCACAUCAAAGAGAUCCUGUAUUAGGCAUUUCUUUAUUUUUUUUUCAGAGAUGAAUAGCAAAGGAAAACCAAGAGUGACAAAAAAAAACCCCAAAAACAAACAGUAAAAUCAUAAAUGCCAUUGUAAAUUAUUUUCAGAAGUUGUAAAAUUUUACUCUUAUAUUAUGGGAGAUAACUCUUCUUUGUCUUGAGAAAAUCAGCCAAUGUGAUAUUUACAAUUUUGCUUCUACUCAGAAAAUUCACCCCGUAUGGUAUAUGAUUUUUAAGUUUAUAUUACACUUUAAACAUUAAGUCAACAUAUUAUGAAGUUUAUUUUAAUUUGUAAACCUUUACUGAGGGUGCAAUGUCCAUAUAUGUAAUUUUAUUGAAGCAGCAAUUGAUAUUUUCCAAGUGUAAAAUUUGUAAUGCAUUAAUAUUUUACAUGUUAUGUUGUAAAUCUAAUAUCAGUACACUCUGUUCUCCCUGACAACCAUUUUUUGAGGUAUAAAAAAGGUAAACAGAUGAAGAAUAAACUAAUUUACCAUGAUAA